Messenger RNA from Saccostrea cuccullata (small rock oyster), 1462 nucleotides. RefSeq names its product actin-3-like. The transcript has 2 exons. NCBI's taxonomy places the organism in Eukaryota, Metazoa, Mollusca, Bivalvia, Ostreida, Ostreidae. Bases 178 to 1308 code for a protein of 376 amino acids. The record is from RefSeq and is a predicted model, not a curated record.
UGACAAACAGAUUGGUCACAAUUUCUGUGAACUUGGGUAACUUCUCUCCCAUAUAAGGUCCUUGUUGACAAAUUAAUGUGUCGUGGAACAUAUAUAAGUAAUGGACCACCAAACAUUGGAUAGAAAACUACGUCUUGCAAGUAAUUUUCAAGCAACUUAAUUUUUUAAACUGUGAAAAUGGUUGAUGACGACGUCGCAGCUUUGGUUAUUGACAAUGGAUCUGGAAUGUGUAAAGCUGGAUUCGCCGGGGACGAUGCUCCCAGGGCCGUGUUUCCCUCCGUUAUUGGGCGCCCAAGAUAUCAGGGUGUGAUGGUUGGCAUGGGAAAUAAGGACACAUAUGUAGGAGACGAAGCCCAAAGCAAGAGAGGUAUGCUCACCCUCAAGUAUCCCAUCGAACACGGCAUCGUCACAAACUGGGACGACAUGGAGAAGAUCUGGCAUCACACCUUCUACAAUGAACUCCGUGUGGCCCCCGAGGAACAUCCCGUUCUUCUGACCGAGGCCCCACUGAAUCCCAAGGCUAACAGAGAAAAGAUGACACAGAUCUUAUUUGAAACCUUCAACUCCCCAGCCAUGUAUGUUUCUAUCCAGGCCGUGCUUUCGCUGUACGGCGCUGGCCGUACCACUGGAAUUGUCCUCGAUUCUGGAGAUGGCGUAUCUCACGUAGUACCCAUCUAUGAAGGAUACGCCCUUCCCCACGCCAUCGCACGAUUGGAUCUCGCUGGGCGUGACUUGACUGAUUACCUCAUGAAAAUUCUCACAGAACGUGGUUACUCUUUCACAAGCACAGCCGAAAGAGAAAUUGUCAGAGACAUGAAAGAGAAAUUGUGCUAUGUUGCUCUGGACUUCGAACAGGAAAUGACAACGUCAGCUUCUUCAUCAUCCAUAGAAAAGAGUUAUGAACUUCCUGAUGGAGCGGUCGUCACCAUUGGCAACGAGCGAUUCAGAUGCCCAGAGGCUUUGUUUCAGCCGGCCUUUCUGGGAUUGGAACCUUCUGGUAUUCAUGAAACGACAUACAACAGCAUCAUGAAGUGUGACGUUGAUAUCCGAAAAGACUUGUACUCAAACUUGGUAUUGUCUGGAGGUUCAACAAUGUACCCCGGAAUCGCUGACCGUAUGCAGAAAGAGAUUACAGCGCUAGCUCCGAGCUCAGUGAAGGUACGAGUCAUUGCUCCACCAGAGAGGAAAUACUCCGUCUGGAUCGGGGGUUCUAUCCUUGCCUCCCUCUCCACCUUCCAACAGAUGUGGAUCAGCAAACAGGAAUACGACGAAUCUGGUCCGUCCAUUGUCCACAGGAAAUGCUUCUGAGGAUAAAAGAAUUUGUUUUAUUAUGUAUAACAUUACCUUUUGUGUCCUUUUGUCAUCUCUGAGAUCAAGAAUCGACUUAAAAUGAGGACUCAUUUGAUUCAUUUCAGGAAUUUUAACAUUAGCAGCUUGCAAGGGGAUAUAUUUUUUUGUUUGA